UGUGUGUGUGUGAGAGCGAGAGAGAGAGAGAGAGAGAGAGAGAGAGAGAGAGAGACCAUAGCACGAGCUCCGAUCUCUGACGGAUCGGUUAAACCCGGAUUUAACGCGUGUUGAUUAGCCCGGCUCUGUUCAGUCCGGUAGUACCCGCUGCGCCAGCAUGUCCAGCCCGCAGGAGCCGAACCAGGAGCCGAAAGAAGAGCCGAAGGAGGAGGUGAAAGAGGAGAAAAAGGAGGAGAAAAAAGAGGAGAAGAAGGAAGACAAGAAUGAAUCAUGGAAGGAUUUUUUUUACAAUCCGCGAACUGGAGAGUUCAUGGGCCGGACCGCCAGCAGCUGGGGUCUCAUCCUCCUGUUCUACCUCGUCUUCUACGGUUUCCUGGCGGGAAUGUUCACUCUCACCAUGUGGGUGAUGUUACAGACUCUGGACGAGAAUGUCCCUCGCUAUCAGGACCGAGUGGCCAAUCCAGCCAGACUACGUGCAGCCUGUGGUCGCGGUACAGUUGCUGUUAACAAAAGAAGACUAUAACGUUGAGCAGACAAUAGAGUGUAAAAUCGAAGGUACAGAUCUGCGUAACAAUGAUGACCGGGACAGGUUUAUGGGUCGUGUCACUUUCCGCGUCAAAGUGUUGGAGUAACCAGACCCACCAAUUGCCAUGGAUACCACAAACUGAUUUAAACUGGAAACAAAUCUCCAGUUCUGGACAUACAGACCUGAUCUAAUCCUGGACGUCUGAAUCUGGUUUAUUCUGUUUAGACUCUUGAGGAAACCAGAUCUGGACCACUGACAGCUAAAUAUGGCUAUUCUGCCAGAACCCUUUAGAUGAGAUCCUGGUUCAGUCCUAAUUUGGUUUACACCAGGUUAACCCUAACCCUGCUUCAGAUGUUGUACUUUGUGGUCUAGAUCUGCUGCUGAGUAGAACAAACAGAAACCAGAGUAACUCUGGUUGAGCCUGUUCAGACAGUUUAAGAAAAUCAGGUCUGUAGUGGAAGCAUGUGAGCCAGCUGCACAAUGACGUGUUGUGUUUAGAUGUAUGUAUAAUAGUGAUGUAAUAAAAUAAUAAUAUGAUCCCAGCAGUCUGUAACGGAGCAGUGCAGCAGAAAUCAGUCCAGAUUUUAUUAUAAAACUGCUGGUCAAUAAUCAGGUAACUGUCCUUCCACUCUGAAACCUUAAUGCUACAGGAACUGCCUUCACAAGAUUGAUAAUGCUUCAUUGAAGAUGUGAUUUUUCUCAUUUUUCAGUGGUAACCAGAUUAAAAGUUUAGUUUUGCAGCAUAAACUUGGACCAUGUAAACGUUUUAAUAGCCUGUAAAUGACCAUAGAGACUUAUUGUGAUUACUCAAUCCGCUUGCUGAGGUUUUCUGGGACUCAUUUGACCACGUAUCUUUUGUAGUGUCAACUCUAAUAAGUCUAGGCCCACAUUCAAGGACACAGAAACAUGCAGUCUGAUUGGAUCUGAUUUGUGUUCUUUUACCUGCAGAGAUCACCAGCAGGUGUUUGUGAACAAACUGGUAUUACUAACUGUAUUAUCACCAGACUCCCUUAAAACAAUCCUAUAAUUCUAAGAGGAGUUGACUGAGGAGAAACUAAACUGUUUGAAACGAUGUCUAUGGCGGUUUGUUGUUUAUUAGGGCCUUCUUGUAAAUUGGGGAAACAUAACACAUCAAGUUAUUUCUUUCUUAGUGUAGGGUUAGGGUGUAGCCUGGCAGGAAAGACAGUCUGUGGUGUGAGCAGGAAGUACACUUUUACUCUUUGGCAUUAAUGCCUUUCUUCAUAAUCAUUUGUGAGGUGAAACUUUAGAUUUCCAUACAGUCAGAGGAAGUAAAAGUGUGUGCCCUGCUCAUAAAGUUCAGUUAUAAAAUAAUAAUAUAUAACAAAGAGUGUCUCAACUGUAUGGCUGCUGACAGUACAGAUAAAACCCUCUGAUGUAGAGUUUAUUGUGGUGCAAGUGAGAUCUGAUCACUGAUGUUCUUAAAGCUGUCCACUUUUGAUCUGAUCCCCCACGAUGUUAAUAGCAGCUGUAAACAGCCUAAAAGUCCAGACCAGAACAGUUCAGUGUAACAGCAGGGUGGUAUGACCGUAAUCUGAUUAUUGAUUGGCUGCGUGUAAUUGUUUUAAAAUUGAACAAUAUUGCAACUGAUUCAAAACUGCCAAAAGAAAAUGUAUUAUGUCUGCAUAAACCUUUCAUAGAUGGUUUAGGGUUAGUAAAUUCCACCUGAAUGCUAAUGCUAGUCUGCAGUUUAAAAGAAACUGUUGUCCUUGUGUCACAUGAACUGUAAAAAACACUGUAAUUGGGUCAAUUAUUGUUAAUAGUAAUGAUGAUAAUGAUAGCGCCCUCUAGAGGAUUAAGAUUGCACUGUGAAGCAGAACGCUCUACCUGCUGGGACCCCUACCCACCACCACUGACCCUUGACUGCUCAGGUCCACUUGGACGCUGGUGUCCUUUCACCUUAUGAAUCUCUCCGUAUUGAUGGUUUUUCAUCCGUCAUCAUGUCAACACAAAUAUUUGUCAGUUUUUCAGAGUAAAGACUUUGAAAUAUACUUUAUGAAUAUGUAACCCCAACUGUACAAACAGAUGUUGCAGUUUUUUAAAUGUGAAUUUGAGUGUGAUUCCAACAACUAGUGUCGCGUGAAUAUUGAACAAGAUUACAUCAUCAGCAGAAAACCAAUCAGUCUUCAGUAAAUCAGUUUCAUCAUCAUGUCUUCGUGUUGUUUUAAUUGUUUCUAUCCUGAAUGAAUGAAUUGUAGUUUUAUUAUUUAUGUUUAUGUCUGCUGAGGGAACUGGAAACAAGAUGAUGAAUGAUCUAAUGCUACAAAUAAAACAUAAAGAUCUUGUAAUGUCAUAAUUUAUUUUAAAAAAUUCUUUCCAUCACUGUUACACAUGUAUUUAUGUAUACAAUAAAUUUCACACCACAGCAUUGCACUGUUAAGAUGUCAAUAAAGUUAAUUGGAUAAUAACCAGGA
This is a messenger RNA of Morone saxatilis (striped sea-bass), 2958 nucleotides long. It is a transcript of the gene atp1b3b, whose product is annotated as ATPase Na+/K+ transporting subunit beta 3b. Gene Ontology annotation, molecular function: ATPase activator activity. Gene Ontology annotation, cellular component: sodium:potassium-exchanging ATPase complex. NCBI's taxonomy places the organism in Eukaryota, Metazoa, Chordata, Actinopteri, Moronidae. Gene Ontology annotation, biological process: intracellular sodium ion homeostasis; sodium ion export across plasma membrane; intracellular potassium ion homeostasis. The record is from RefSeq and is a predicted model, not a curated record.